Messenger RNA from Terrapene triunguis (Three-toed box turtle), 259 nucleotides. Its product is annotated as nitric oxide synthase, endothelial-like. The annotation marks the transcript as partial. Gene Ontology annotation, biological process: nitric oxide biosynthetic process. The transcript is spliced from 2 exons. Lineage: Eukaryota; Metazoa; Chordata; Testudines; Emydidae. Gene Ontology annotation, molecular function: nitric-oxide synthase activity. The record is from RefSeq and is a predicted model, not a curated record.
GGCUGACUCCAGGGUCCACGUGCAGCGGCUGCAGGAGGUGGAGCAGGAGAUCGAGGCCACGGGCACCUACCAGCUGCUGGAGCCCGAGCUGAUCUUUGGGGCCAAGCAGGCCUGGCGCAACGCCGCCCGCUGCAUGGGCCGCAUCCAGUGGAACAAGCUGCAGGUGUUCGACGCCCGCGACUGCGCCAGCGUCCAGGAGAUGUUCGGCUUCCUGUGCACCCACCUCCAGUACGCCACCAACCGAGGCAACCUCCGGUGA